Messenger RNA from Mycena citricolor, 3290 nucleotides. Lineage: Eukaryota; Fungi; Basidiomycota; Agaricomycetes; Agaricales; Mycenaceae. The record is from the annotation of a GenBank genome assembly.
UUUUGCACCUGACCACACUCGCUCAACUCUCGCCGCGUCUGCGUCGUCCAACACCAUCCAAACUGGCCUAAACACACUCGCUUCCGAUAGCAGUCGCUUAGUAGUCACUCGCGCUCACUAUCUCCGUCGUCUCAUCGCGGUCGAAGAUCAGUGAGUCCGCCGCUCAUGCUUUUCUUACCUCCAGAUGAGACCUAGAUAUAUUUGCACGUCAGUCAGAGUAGAGACUUUCAGAGUUCUCCGCACAGGACGCUAAAUUUCGCAUUUCUGACCCUUCUCUUAUCGUUCCGCUUAUGUUCGCAGAACUGACAACACUUGCAGUCCUCGCGCUGACCGUGCAUUUACGGCUGACUUCAGUAAUAGUGCUCACUAUCGUCAAUUUCUUCUGCCGGCCUUCUUCGGUCAAUGUCUAACGGCGCCUCGACGUCCAAUAAUGGCCCAAGCGUCCCACUUGUCCCCACCAACACAGUUACCACUGCUUCUGGUCUGACUGUCCGUACCCGCAUCGAUCCAGUUCUCACAGUCGACGAUGUCGUGAGGCAACUUUGUAUCAAUCUUCAAAUCAACGAACCACCCGGGCAUUUUGCGUUGAGGGAUGAGAGCGAUGAACUUGUCACCAACGACAACCUGAGGAAGAAGAUCAAGGCCAAGGUCAACCUCAAGCUGGUCGACGCACCAGCUCGAGAAGCGCGCGAGGUCGCCGACAAGUUGAAGCUACGUGAAGACGCCCUCAAGAUGACUUUAUUUACUCUGCAAAAGUACAUUCGAGAAGAGCAAUUUGCUCAAUCUUUUAUCAACUGCUCUGGCUUGUCAGACCUCAUAGACGUGAUCUUCAGCGCGCACGGUAACACCUUGGCGUACGCACUCACCGCCAUGCAGAAUCUGAUGGAGCUUGACUACGGGUGGGCAACCCUUGACGAUGCGUUCAUCUUGCAGAUCGUCCAGAUAUUGUCUUCGCCAACUUCGCUGAUCAAUGUCUGUCGUCCGGCGACGGCCAUCUUGAAGAAGCUGGUCGAAGCGGAUCCGAUGAGUGCUCCUGGCAUGCAGCUUGCUGGAUCUAGUCGGCUGCCACCGGCUGUCUCGGACGACUCUGUCUACCGCUAUGGAUUCUCUGUUGUCUUUGAGCAGAUGAGGAAGGGCCGAGGAUUUCUGGAAACUGUGAUCAGUCGUCUGGGCAGUGCAGAUACUGCUAUGGCUCAAUACAGCAUCAUGCUGAUCAACUCACUUCUUUCGCAUGCGAGCGACGCUCGAUGGGAAGAAUUCAUAUCCGAACUCGAACGACUCAAUGUCCGAAAAGCAAUCGUGAAACUGAUGUCCUCGCAUACAAGCGAGGACCUGACCUCAUCCAUCCUCGACUUUCAAGCCAAUCUCAUCCGCGUGACCUAUCGUAAGAAGACUACGAUGAUCGAUCCAGAAAGCGAGCCCGCCCAUGCCGCAGCGCUCAAGGCCAUAUGGGCUAGCAGUCAUGUAUCAGAAGUCAUCGACAGCAACGGACAUCUGAUGAAAUGGCGACUGCUAGGUUUUGACUCGGAGAACGUCGAAAUGGAGUUCACUGAUGUCGGGGUGUUGGGCUUGGAAUGCUUGCACAAGUUCAUCGAGACAGACCCGGAUUUUCCCAAAAUCGUUCAAGAACAACUGAGCCGUCCGCCCAAUCGGCGCUGUCCCAUAGCCAAAGCGUCGAACGAAGUGGUCGAGAUGCUAUCAGAGCACUGGGCGAUUUUUGCACCGGGAUAUUCAACCUCGAUAGCAUUCCAGCCGUUCUUCCUCGACUUCUAUCGGGUGCACGCAUUAGCGACCCGUUUCUUCAUCCGAAUGUGGUCGGACAGUGGAGCUGCUGCUGGUGACUUUGCGCGGGUUGCUGCUUUGGUCCGAAGCCAAUCGAAAUUGGCACUUCGCAGCGAGAAUGUGCGAGCCUGGCACGAGGUCGAGCGUGAUUUCAAUGAAUGCGAGUACCGGCGUGUGCGGGAAAGGCAGAUGAAAGACCUGGAGCUGGAGGAUGACUUGCUGAGCAAGAUUCCCAUUCGUAACCUGCGAGCCAAGUUGUACAAGGAGUCAUUCGAAUUCGUCAAACAACAGAGAAUACAGUGUCUGCUUCAGGGCGCCUGGUUCAUUAACGCUGUUCCAUCGGGUUCUUCUGCAGCACGUGAAGCACCUCGGCGGCCGACACGACCCUGGCGCUUUAUGCGAUUGGACCCAGGGCUCAAGUAUCUGUACUAUACCGACAGCACCGUCAAAUUCGCUGUGCGCAGUGGGUUCGAGGAUCUCCCAGAGCGGAUCGAUGUUUCUGCGAUCAGCGAAAUCGCGACAGGCACUGGUUUCGCUCCCCCAAAUGUUCUGCGCGAACAGGGGGAUCUACCGCCGACCUCACCGCCGACCGCAUCGCCGCUGUCAUUUUCCCUGCUCAGUGCUCAUCAAGGAUCGCUGGCUGAUCAAGUUGCACCCGACCAGUCGCGUUGGGCUGAUUGGACGGAUGGCCUGAACAUGCUGCGCCGGGACAGCGGGCACGUCUCUUCCGAUGAGACGGCUGGCUUUGUCCAGGCAUUGACGGAGAUUGGGCUCAAGAUCAAGCUUUUGGGUCAGUGGCAGCACUGGCUGUGUCAUGAAACAAACCUGCUCACCAAGAUGUUCAGAUUUGACGGGGGAAAUGGUCGAGAUACCGAGCGGAUUGGUCGCUGGCCCCCCGCCUGCCAACACUGACUUCUUCUUCUCCGAGCUCAUGUAACUUUAAUUCUGUUAUGUAUUAUGGAGACUGUAUCAACUGCCUGUAAAUGGAAUUACAUCUGUCCCUUGCGCAUCAAAUUUCGCCGAAUCCGGCGCUUUUCCGCGCCUAGACCUUCGCUUUUAUCCCACUGCAGAAAUGGGGCUUUGGGGUUCUCUCCCUGCUCCCGAAAGUCAAGCAUCCCCCAAACUGGGAGUUCCAUUUCGCCUUUGACUAGGACUCGGCCGUUCGCGAGGUACCGCGGCGGGAGAGGGGUGAGAAUGUGGCACGCGUUGGGCGAAACUGCCCGGAUGAAAGCAAGGCCGCGGCAGUUCGAGGUUGAAGUUGAUGGUGGCCCAUCGCCCUGAGUUGAUCCCGGUUCACAAGCGACGAGACCGACCAAAGCGCCAUUGAGGACCCGAUCGAUCUCGGAGGGAACGACAUCUUCGGCUCCAGCGCCACUCAGCACGAUUUUGUCGAAUGCGGCAGCCCAAUCGACCUCGUACGGCGCACGACCGCUCAGCGGCACUGCGGUGUUCCAGCUCUCUGCUCGCAUCUCCACCUCCGGCAUUUCCCCCGAUUCUCCGUCACCGCC